Molecule: messenger RNA, 3144 nt
Organism: Trypanosoma cruzi
Lineage: Eukaryota; Euglenozoa; Kinetoplastea; Trypanosomatida; Trypanosomatidae
Product: trans-sialidase, putative
Exons: 1
Coding region: 1-3144 (1047 amino acids)
Molecular function (GO): exo-alpha-sialidase activity
Source: RefSeq, a predicted model, not a curated record
AUGCUCUCACGUGUUGCUGCAGUGAAGGCACCCCGCACACACAACCGUCGCCGCGUGACCGGAUCCAGCGGAAGGAGGAGGGAAGGAAGAGAUCGUGAGCCGCAGAGGCCCAACAUGUCCCGGCGUGUGUUUGCUUCUGCCGUUCUGGUGCUUCUACUUGUUUUGUUGACGUACUGCCGUGGAGCUGCGGCCGUUGAGCAGGCAGGGGCCGCUGUUGAUCCUUUUAAGGGGACGACGCCGAUAUCAUUUGCUAAUUGGAACGAGGUUAACGGGGACGGAAGGAAAAUCACCUCGCUCCGUGUUCCCGGCCUCGUUAAAGUUGGUGAAGAUGUAUUUGUCGUUGCUGAGGCGCAGUGUGGGGAGAAGGAUGGAGCCGGCAGCUGUCCUGGGAUUGUCUCAAAGCACCUGAAUAUAAGUCAUGACUCAAUGGAUAUUUUGACGUCGGAUAUAAGUUUGUUUUGCAUGCAACAUGGGGACACUGCCGCGAAUAAUUUUGGGACAACGGAGUUGUUGCGGCCAACGACACUUGUACUUGGGGACAGUGUUUACAUGCUCCUGGGAAACCAAAGCCGUACAAAGCCGCAGGAUGAAGGUACGAAUGAGCGAGGCCUUUUACUCGUGAAGGGAACUGUUGCUGAUGAGGGUGGAAGGAAGAAAAUCAGAUGGAAUGAGACCCAUGUGGUGAGGCCUGAACCCAGAGGAGAAUCUCGUUCCUUGACCGAGUUAAUUGGUGGCGGAGGAUCGGGUGCUGUGUUGCGUGACGGCGCGCUUGUGUUUCCCAUGCAGGCCAAAGACAAGGAUGGAACGAACGUUUUGCUGUCUAUGCGUUUCCCCAAGUCAGGGAACAAAUGGGAGCUUCCAUAUGAGACGCCUGGUAACGGCUGCAGGGAUCCAACCCUGGUGAAGUGGAAAGAAAAGAAAGACGACGAAAGACUCUUCAUGAUGGCUCAUUGUGCUGGAGGCUACUAUGACGUUUACAUGUCCACUGAGAAUGGAUACAAUUGGAAUGGUCACGUAAAACCAAUUACCCGCGUGUGGGGCAACACACACAAUCGAACAGGGGACGGCGUCCAGAGUGGAUCCACCACCGCAAUUAUUAAGAGAAAGAAGGUGAUGCUCAUCACCGCGCCGGUGUAUCCGAAGGACAAUGGAAAAGGUCGGCUCCAUCUUUGGGUGACGGACAAGGCACGUGUGUAUGAUGUUGGGCCGGUAUCUCGUAAAGAUGAUGACGCCGCCGCCAGCUCGCUUUUGAUAAAAGAUAAUAAUAGUGAGUUGAUUUCACUGUACGAGAACAAGAGCGACGGAUCAUACAAUCUUGUUGCUGUGCGUCUGACCGAGAAACUGGAGCGGAUAAAGGAAGUUGUGAAGGCAUGGAGGGAUUUGGACAGGGCCUUGAAAACAUGCCGUUCCGGUUCCGGUGGCACUGUUGACGCGCGCAAAAAGGAUAUGUGCAAUGGUCCUGUUCCCACCAAAGGGCUUGUUGGCUUCUUGUCCGGUAACUCAACUCAGACCGAGUGGAGAGACGAGUACCUCGGCGUGAAUGCAACAGUGACGAAUGGGAAGAGAAGGGUUCCCAAUGGAUUGACGUUCGAGGGAUCCGGAGCGUGGGCGAAGUGGCCUGUUGGCGAAAUGGGGCAGACUGUGCCGUACUACUUUGCUAACAACAAGUUCACUCUUGUGGCGACGGUGUCCAUCCACGAGGUGCCGCAGAGUGACAGCAGCCCCGUCCCUUUGAUGGGUGUGAGGAUGAAUGACACCGACAGCACGGUGCUCUUUGGUUUGUCGUACACCCAUGAAAAGAAGUGGUUGGCCAUAGCGGGUAAACGUGCUAGUUCGAAGCUCGUCGAUGAGUGGGAGGAUGUUGAUGAUGCGGAGGAUGUUGAUGUGUGGGAGCCAAACAGGACGUAUCAGGUGCUGCUGCAAAUGGAUUAUGAUGAAUGGACUGUCAUUGUAGAUAGAAAAGAAAUCGACCACAAGAGCUAUGAUCAGAGUCUGUUUAACUUCCACAGGAUUUCACACUUCUACAUCGGUGGGGACAGUAAGGACCGAAGUGCAACGGGCGGCCAUGUGACGGUGACCAACGUCAUGCUGUACAACGAGGAACUGUUGGGAAAUGAUCUGCAUAAACUCCAUGCCAGCAAAGUCAAUAUUCCAUCACUGGGUGUUGAGAAACAACCCACAGAACAGGUGUCCAGCACAGACGUCUCGAUUGCUUCCGAGCCAAGGAGUGAAGAAAGCACCGCCAGCCAUGAGGAAUUGACUGAGGAUGAUACUGAUGAACAAGAGGAAGGAAUCGUCAAUGAUCUGCUGCUUGCAGCAUCCUCUUCCAAGGCUGACGCGGGAUCAUCUGUUCCUGAAUCCGCCACCGCAGCGCAGAGCGCAGAGAAUUCUCAUCAAGAGGACAAUGCCCAGUUUCACCAGGGCAAAACGGCCCAGCAAUUCACGCUGAAUGAAGCGAAGGAAUCGAUGCAACGGGAUUCAGAUGUGCAGCCACAAGACCCACAGCCAGCGGAAUUAACGGAGGUUACUGAUGUUGAAAUGUCCCCUGAAAGUAAUGAUACAGAACAGCCAGAGGAGGAAGGAGAAGCAAAUGACAGGAGUGACGGAACAACGUCUCCAGUGGCUUCGUCACUGAUUAUGGAAACGGUCACUGGACCAGCUGACGGCGAGCACCAAGUGCAACAAAGCACUGAGCUUUCCGCUGAAAAUGACGACGUGCGGUCCACUGGAACCGGAACCACCGGCGCGGAGCAAAGCCUCAGCCUCGAGGCGGGGGAUGGAAGUUCCGAGAGAACAAUGGGCUCAGGCAGCAGCCCCACUCCUUCAAAGAGUGGCGCCGAAACAAAAUCCGCGGAGAACACCGACAACAUCUCUUGGAGUGAGGGGGGUGAAUUUUCUUCUGAAGACGUCGAGGAGGUGCCACAGACAGUCGACGCCGCACCGGGUAAUACAAACACCACGCCUGGAGGCGAAGGGAUCCCCUCAACAAAAGGCGCGGCACGACACUCGGACAACGACACCUUCACCGGGGAAAUUGCGGAGUUGCUGUCCAUGGGUCUGAACCGUGACAGCACCGUGCAUGGGUGUGUGUCUCGGGUGUUGUUGCUGCUUCUGGGGCUGUGGGGCGCUGCGACUCUCUGUUGA